UCUUGACUCGUGCAUCGUGGAGCUCGUUUCGCUUUUCUUUCCGCAGUUUCCGCUUCUGUUGCCUUAUUUAAAAUUAUCGACGUUAGCGCGUUUUGGUUUUUGGAUGCGCUCAUGGUCUUGUCUCACUUCCAAAACCGGCGAGGCUAUUCUCUGGACUUCUGUGGCGUCGCUCUUCGUGCAGGGGUUGUUGAUUCGCUCUCGGCUUCUGAAGCGUGGGAGGUUGAAUUCUGUUUCUUUCUCGAAACGUGGCUGCGCUACCGACGGACCGAUAAGGCAGCUGGUGCAAGCACGCACGGUGUUUUUUUGUGGAUGCUUCGAGAUGCGUAAAGAGCAUGCUACUAGUUAGUGGAAACUAGUUAAUUGUGGACCUGGAAAGUCGAUUGCUUCGCUCAAGCUUGAAAAGGGCAAACAUGCCAUCUGUUGUGGCUGAAGCAGGAUUUGCGAGCAGGAUUAUGAGUUACAGAGAAAUCAUGAUUUCAUUAGCUGGCUUGUGUCUUGUCCUCCUCACCCUCCUUAUAGGCAGAGUAAACUCGGCCGUAAUUUUACUCGCUGGAACAAAUGAAACUUGGUCUUUCCCGGAUGUGGAGAGCAGAUUUGCUCCACGAGUUCCGACAGCGGGUGUCGGAGGAGUGUUGUACGCAUCCAAUCCUUUGGAUGCUUGCUCGCCAUUGCUUAACGUUUCAACUCCAGGAAAAGGGUCAGCGCCAGCUUUUCUUUUAGUCCAACGUGGAGUUUGCAAUUUUGAGAUCAAGGUGCGCCUUGCUCAGGAAGCUGGAUUUGCCGCAGUUAUCGUAUAUAACGAUCAGGAUGAUCGUGAAUUAGUCACCAUGUCAGGAAACCCUGUCAACAUCCAUGCGUAUGCUGUGUUUGUCUCGAAGUAUUCUGGGGAGUUUCUGCUUAAGUAUGCUGGUGAUGUGGGCGCAACUUGCCAUAUUAUGCCAGCGUUUGAGAACACUGCCUGGUCGGUGAUGGCAGUGUCCUUCAUCUCUCUCCUUGCUGUAUCCUCUGUAUUGGCCACCUUCUUCUUCGUUAGACAACACAGAUUGCGACAUUUGAGCGCACGGUAUCUCCUAAGGGAACCCGCUGGAAUGAGUGUGAAAGAAGUGAAUGCGCUACCAAGCUUAAUAUUUAAGUGCGUUGAAGACGGGAAGUGCACGUCCGAGACUUGUGUUGUCUGUUUAGAGGAUUAUAUCCCUGGUGAGCGACUGAGGUUGCUUCCAUGUCAGCACGAGUUUCAUCUCGACUGUAUAGAUCAGUGGUUGACACUCCGCAAACCUUUCUGUCCAGUCUGCAAAAGAGAUGCUCAAUCACAAGUUCAUGAGCCUGUAGCUACUGAGACGACGCCCUUAAUGGCAGCAGUAGGAAGAGCUUUAGGAGGUGGUAGUAUUCGAGUUGGAACAUCCAUAUUGUCAGCGCGUUCAUCCCCACUGUUUACUACUUCAGUUAUUAAUUCACCGAAUGAUACUCCUGAUACUCGCAUCUUCUCACUCUCCUAUCCAGAUGGUGGUGAGGAUCUCUGCUGAGAUAGCUUUGACUUUGACGACAUAUGAGAAGAAAAUACUUUUGCCAGCAGUCCUGCUUGGGUAGAAUUGACAAGAAUGCCCGCAAUUUCUGAGGUAUGGUGGCCGAUAGCCUUGUACACGAUUAAUCACAGAUGUGAUGCGUCGUAAGACAGAAGGGCCUUAAGGAUUUCGGGUACUAAGUCGGCCUCACUGUUUUUGUACAAAGCUAUGUUGUUCAUAGUAGUUUACCAUAUCCAAGGCAAGGGAUAGACAUAGAGAAAUGCUCAUCGAAAGAAUGUAAAUAGAAUUUAAUGGGCAGGGGGGAGGGGGGAGGGGGGGCUUCUGCUCUGAUCUAGAAUUGAUAAGGAGUUUUGAUGGAAGAGGCGGUCGAUCAGAAGAGACUGGUUUUAGAUUGGACCCACAAGUGUGCUUUGCCACCGCAGCAUCUUUACGAAUACAGAUGCGGAUGAUAUUCCUUUCAAGUGGAGAGUUGUUUCCUCCCACUUUCAACCUUCAAAGGUCGGUGCAACACAAUUUGACAAGCAGCUCAGACCUGGUGGAUCCUAAAUUAUGCCGAGGUGGAAUGGCUGGUGUGUAGUUCCACUAUUGCGCUAGGAUCUGCUGUCGCAAAUAAUAUGAACACACAGUGAUCACAACACGAGGUAAUUUUUGACUUGGUGACGAAGAACUAAUUCAGUACACUGGGGAGAUAUAAGAUGACUUAUCUAGCUGAAUGGUGGAAGCUAGUUAAGAAUUAUGCAUGAUAGGGAUUUGGGAGCUGGACAUUGCCAACGUACAUGGCCGUGGACCCAAGCUGGAAUCUUGAUCCAUUUAUGUUUACUCGGAAUUUUAGACCGACUUUAGUACCUAUUUCAUUGGGGAGGAAAGGUAUAUUUCACAGAAAUUUCCGAGUGAGGAGCUGGAAGAUGGAAUUGUUUUCCUUCGUCUUUUCUUCCAAAUUUCUUGUAGAGAUAAUGAACACCUAACAUUUCAUUAUCGUGGAACUACAUGGUUUUCCUAGGGUAGGCAGAGCGUUCAUAUCAGUUCAAACUCUUAUCGCUGCUGAGAGCUAGUCAUGUUCCGUGACAUUGAGAUAUUCUAUUCCUAAAAGUAUCAGGAUCAUGUAAAAUAUAUGAAACUUGUCAACUUUUUAUA
Messenger RNA from Physcomitrium patens, 2657 nucleotides. RefSeq names its product receptor homology region, transmembrane domain- and RING domain-containing protein 1. NCBI's taxonomy places the organism in Eukaryota, Viridiplantae, Streptophyta, Bryopsida, Funariales, Funariaceae. The record is from RefSeq and is a predicted model, not a curated record.